UGCACAGUGCACGAUCAGCCGUCAGGUACUCAGGUGUCGAUAGUCGAUAGAGUGAUGACUUUCUAGUGCUUUAGUGUGACACUGUGUAUUUCGAAUGACUAAGUUAUUAGUUUAUUACGGCUUAGAACGCGGCGUUACUGGUGGUAGUAAACAUUUAAGUAUCUCAAAUAAUUAGAUGCAUAACUUUAGGUUAGUACACAAGUUCUUUUCCAUGUUUUUUGGAAGUUCAUAUUCAGUUGACAGGCAAACAAGAACCCAAUCAGCUGUUCGAGUGUCAUUUCAAUAUUCUGUGUUUCUGUGCAGAAAACAAUCAUCGAAGACGGUGGGAAAGUCUACGACUACGACGGCGGUAAAGGAGGCGGUACGACGCGAAUACGCGAUAGCUUGUCGACGGCGAUUGUGGCGGAACAACGACAACGGUCCGACGACCUAGACAAUGGUUUUUACUUUUUGUCGUGUUCCACCACCGCGUGGGAGAAUAUGUAAAAACUAAGGAGGAUAUCGAUAGUGGCGACGGCUGUGCAACAAAUUUUUAACGACCAUUGUUUUGAUGUUACAUACGAUAGGGUGAAUGUCAAAUCAAGUAAAUGAGACCGUGUUGGUUAGAUGAAAGAAAUGGGAUUUAUAAAAAUCAAGUCCAGUCAAUUAUAGAAAUAGAAAGAAAUUGGGAUAGAGGUGGUCCUAAUCAUGUCCCAAAUUAAAAGUGAUCAGAGAUGGUGUUAAAAAAGGCGUCGAGUACAGGCGAGACUAGAUGAUAUUAAUUCUUAAAAAUAUAUGACCAUGGAAACACUUACAAGAGAUGUGCCAUCAAGUUUGCAACAUCAUAAUAAUUCAUCUAUUUCAAAUAUGAAACAUAAUUAUGUUCAGUUAUCCAAAACAUGUUUAGACGAAGACGCUCAAAUAAAUAAAAAAUUACCGAAAGAGCUUUUAUUACGAAUAUUUUCAUACCUAGACGUCGUGUCAUUAUGCCGAUGUGCUCAAGUAUCUCGUGCUUGGAAUAUAUUAGCAUUAGAUGGAAGCAAUUGGCAAAAAAUUGACUUAUUUGAAUUUCAAACUGAUGUUGAAGGUCCUGUAAUAGAAAAUAUAUCACGACGUUGUGGUGGUUUCUUGCGACAAAUUAGUUUGCGUGGAUGUCAAUCUGUAGGAGAUGGCUCUCUAAAAACUCUUGCUCAGUGUUGUAAUUAUAUUGAAUAUAUAAAUCUGAAUGGAUGUAAGAGAAUUACAGAUAGCACUAGUCAAUCUUUAAGUCAAUAUUGUAAGAAACUAUUAUCAUUGGACAUUGGUUCAUGCUCUAUGGUGACUGAUUUAUCUUUAAAAGCAAUUUCUGAUGGUUGCCCAAAUUUGACCAGUGUUAAUAUAUCUUGGUGUGAUGGUAUUACAGAAAAUGGUGUCGAAGCUUUAGCACAUGGUUGUCCAAAAUUGAAAUCAUUUAUAUCCAAAGGCUGUACAAGAAUGACAACCAGGGCAAUCAGUUGUUUAGCACAACAUUGUACACAAUUAGAAGUAAUAAAUUUGCAUGGCUGCAAUAACAUUGAAGAUGAAGCUGUGAUAAAUUUAGCCAACAACUGUAAUUCUUUAAAAUACUUAUGUCUUGCAAAUUGUUCUUUAUUAACUGAUAGCUGUCUUGUUUCCCUGGCUGAACAAUGUUAUCAGUUAAAUACCUUAGAAGUAGCUGGUUGUUCGCAGUUUACCGAUAUAGGAUUUUUAGCAUUAUCAAAAACGUGUCAUCUUAUGGAAAAAAUGGAUUUAGAAGAAUGUGUAUUUAUUACAGACUCAACUCUAUUUCAUUUAGCAAUGGGAUGCCCUCGGCUUGAAAAUUUGAGUUUAUCACAUUGUGAAUUAAUCACUGAUGAAGGCAUCAGACAUCUAAGUACUUCAACAUGUGCAUCUGAACAUUUGGCUGUGCUUGAAUUGGACAACUGUCCUCUUAUUACUGAUGCAUCUCUAGAACACCUUAUUAAUUGUCAUAACUUGCAAAGAAUAAUGUUGUAUGACUGUCAACUCAUUACUAGAAAUGGAAUAAAACGACUUCGAACACACUCGCCUAACAUAAACGUGCACGCCUAUUUUGCACCUGUGACGCCGCCGCCGUCUACUGGCAAUAGUCGACAACGUUAUUGUCGUUGCUGUGCCAUAUUGUGAGCCUGGCUUGAAGGCCGGUCAUGCAUACGCUUGUGUGCUACUUGCCUGAAAUAUUUGGCAAACAUUUUGCAAUCAUUUGCCUGCUGUGUAUUAAAAUAUAAUAUUUAUUUUCUACCAUUCUUUUUUAUAAUCAUGAUAUUGUAUUGUUUAUUAUUAUAUUUAGUAUACGUACAUAGAUAGUGAUUAUGUGUUAAGCUCUAUAAAGAAAAUCUGUCCAUUUGGACUAACAUAUUAUACAGGUUUAUGUAUUAUCCUUGUGUUUGUAUAUGUGUGUAUAUUGACACAUGAAUAUGGUUCGCUAAAUUAUAUGUGCCUGUAUUUUCCUUUUAAUAUUUUUAGUCAAAUGAAACUUGUAGUAUAUUUAUAUACAUUAUAUACCGUGUGUCCAUUAACAGGAAACACUGGAAUGAUCCCUUCUUUAAUGUAGGACACUUUAUUUCAGAAAAUAAUUUUUUAACACAACUUUAAGUUGUUACUAAAUAACAAUUUUGGAAAAUCAUAAUUUUACUA
Messenger RNA from Melanaphis sacchari, 2652 nucleotides. Its product is annotated as F-box/LRR-repeat protein 20. Gene Ontology annotation, molecular function: protein binding. Bases 775 to 2142 code for a protein of 455 amino acids. The transcript has 13 exons. Gene Ontology annotation, biological process: SCF-dependent proteasomal ubiquitin-dependent protein catabolic process. Lineage: Eukaryota; Metazoa; Arthropoda; Insecta; Hemiptera; Aphididae. Gene Ontology annotation, cellular component: SCF ubiquitin ligase complex. The record is from RefSeq and is a predicted model, not a curated record.